AUGAGGAUUUCUACUAUCAUCUCGAGCUCUUUGCUCUCCAUUGCCGUCUCUGGCGCCCCUGUCGACCUCCCCAAGCUUCCAAUCAAUCUUCCCAGUCUGGGUGUGCUGCCUACCGAAGUGGAAACUCUUCCUGGCAAAGUCCCCACCGAGUUCGUUGCUACGCUCCCAUCCGGACUUCCUGCUGGCGUCCCUGCUAUGCCGAAAGAAACGUCCGAUAACAUGGAGUUGCCCGUCGUCAACCUCCCUGUCAGACGUGCUGACCUUCCCGUUGUGAAUGGUGUCGUCGAGAGCGUCAAAAUUCCCAACCUUGUCUCACUCCCUACCCUUCCCAAGGCACCGAUCUCCAACGUCAACCUCCCUGUCAAGCGUGCCGACGCGCCGAUCGUUGAUGGUGUUCUCAAGGAUGCCACUCUCAUCGGCGAUGUCGAUCCAGAAGUAAUCCUUCCUCUUCCUGUCAGCACUCUUCCUGUCAAGACCGGCCUUAUCAAAAAGGCUGCUGAUCACAUCAUCAACGCGCCUAUCAACGCGCCUAUCAACGCGCUUAUCAACGCGCCUAUCAACGUUGAUGUCGAUGAUCUUGUCGAGGUCGACCUUGCUACUGUCGCAGUACCCACUGUCCCUGCAGUCAGCGUUCCUGUGGUUCCAGCUAUUCCCCAGACCGACCUCGCAUCUCGCGACAUCAGCCAGUCCCUCCCUGUUGUUGGCGGCGCUGAUGUUCCCCUCGAUGCUGGCAAAAUUCAGGUCGGCACUGUCGACAAGUAUGUGGAUGGCCUCGUUAAGGGCAUCAAGGUCGAGAGUCUUCCCAAGGUCACUCGCGAGAUUGAGCAGAGCCUCCCUGUCGUCGGAGGUGUUAAUGUACCUCUCGAUGCCGGCAAGAUUCAGGUCGGCACUGUCGAUAAGGAUAUCAACAAGGUCAUUGAGGGCAUUGCUCUCAAGGACGAGCCUGUUCUAGAUGUCGUCAAGAACACCACUGUCAAAGACCUGCCUGAUCUUGGCCGCCGCGAUGUUAAGCAGACCUUGCCUGUUGUCGGAGCUGUUGAUGUGCCUCUCGAUGCCGGUGAAAUCCAGGUUGGCACUCUUGACACAUAUGUUACGGAUGUUGUUAAAGGCACCAAAACUGGCCUCUAA
Messenger RNA from Boeremia exigua, 1128 nucleotides. RefSeq lists its product as uncharacterized. The transcript has a single exon. The record is from RefSeq and is a predicted model, not a curated record. NCBI's taxonomy places the organism in Eukaryota, Fungi, Ascomycota, Dothideomycetes, Pleosporales, Didymellaceae. The coding region runs from base 1 to 1128 and encodes 375 amino acids.